Messenger RNA from Larimichthys crocea (large yellow croaker), 3411 nucleotides. Its product is annotated as short transient receptor potential channel 2. The record is from RefSeq and is a predicted model, not a curated record. Gene Ontology annotation, cellular component: cation channel complex; plasma membrane. Gene Ontology annotation, biological process: regulation of cytosolic calcium ion concentration; calcium ion transmembrane transport; single fertilization. The coding region runs from base 1 to 3093 and encodes 1030 amino acids. NCBI's taxonomy places the organism in Eukaryota, Metazoa, Chordata, Actinopteri, Sciaenidae. Gene Ontology annotation, molecular function: store-operated calcium channel activity; inositol 1,4,5 trisphosphate binding. The transcript has 13 exons.
AUGGAAAACCUCACGCCAGAACAAUGGCGCGAGAUCAUGAACAAGAAGAUGCAGUUCCCUCCGGAGCUCAUCAGUGCCAUUCAGGAAGGGAAAAUAGAGCUGCUGCGAGGACUGCUGAAGACCGGUGAUGGCAUCAUCCGUCAGCUGGAUGAGUCCGAGGACCGCCAAUGGAGGGAGGCUCUCAACUUGUCCAUCCGCCUGGGCAACGAGGGCGCCAUGGACGCCCUCCUGCAGGGGGUCAAGUUUGACUUCCGGCAGAUUCACGAGGCCCUGCUUGUCGCCGUGGACACUAACCAGCCCUUGGUGGUGAAGCAUCUGCUGGACCGCCUGGACCAGGAAAAAGGCAACAAGAUGGACGUGCGCUCCUUCUCUCAGGCCAUCUUUGACCGCUCCAUUGACAACUCCCAGUUUGCCCCUGGUGUGACUCCUCUGACCUUGGCCUGCCAGAAAGACCUGUAUGAAAUAGUCACCAUGCUCACCCAAAAAGGUCACGAGAUCUCAUGGCCUCACAAGAUAUCCUGUGCUUGUCUGGAGUGUCGCAAUGGCCGCCAGUACGAUCUCCUUAAGUUCUCCUUGUCUCGCAUUAACACCUACCGUGGCAUCGCCAGCCGGGCCUACCUGUCUGUCACCUCUGAAGACGCCAUGCUCCGAGCUUUCUCUCUCAGCAGAGAGCUCCGCAAGCUCUCACAAAAAGAGCCAGAGUUCAAGCCUCAGUACCUGGCACUGGAGCAGCUUUGUCAAGAUUUUGCCGUUGAGUUGCUGGGCAUGUGUCGCAAUCAAAGUGAGGUGACCACUAUACUGAACAGCUGCGGAGACGAGAGCCAGGAUGCCUUGGACGAGCAGGCCUUUGAGGAGGGAAUACCCAACCUGUCACGUCUGCGGCUUGCUGUCAACUACAACCAGAAGCUGUUCGUGGCCCACCCAAUCUGCCAACAGGUGCUGUCAUCUAUCUGGUGUGGGAACCUGGCAGGCUGGAGAGGCAGCCGGACUGCCUGGAAGCUGUUUGUCUCUGUGGGGAUCUUUCUCACCAUGCCUAUCCUCUGCCUUGUCUACUGGAUCGCACCCAAAUCAAAGGUAGGAAAGAUACUGAAGAUCCCAGUGAUCAAAUUUCUCCUCCACUCAGCCUCCUAUCUGUGGUUUCUCAUCACGUUACUCGGAGAAUCAAUAACGAUGGAGAUGUAUCGAGACAAAUUUGCUUCCAGGGAGCAGAACAUCCUGCACAGCUCCUUCCAUAUGGUGUGGGUGGUCGGGUUCUUCUGGUACGAGUGUAAGGAGGUGUGGAUCGAGGGGCUGCGGAGUUACUUCCUGGACUGGUGGAACUGCUUGGACGUGAUGGUGCUCAGCAUGUACCUGGCGUCUUUUGCUUUACGUGUGCUUAUCAUGCUCAAAGGUCACUUCCUCUGUCAUGAACAAAACGGUGCAGAGGAGUGUACCUACUUCACUCAGACUGUGCGUCAGGACUGGCAUCAGGAGGACCCCCAGCUGAUUGCAGAGGUGCUGUUUGCGGUGACCAGUAUGUUGAGCUUCACGCGGCUGGCGUACAUCCUGCCAGCCCACGAGUCUCUGGGAACUUUGCAGAUCUCCAUAGGGAAGAUGAUUGAUGACAUGAUGAGAUUUAUGUUUAUAUUGAUGAUCAUUGGAACAGCCUUCCUCUGUGGCAUCAACAACGUCUACGUUCCUUAUGUCAUCUCUCCACAUCUUGGCAGGUUUAAUGAGACGUUCCACUUCUUAUUCUGGACCAUGUUUGGCGUGGCCAACCAGGACUAUGUUGACAUGCCGCAGUUUGUGUUGGCAGAGUUUGUAGGACGGAUUCUGUACGGCAUCUUCACUCUCGUCAUUGUCAUCGUCCUGCUCAACAUGCUUAUUGCUAUGAUCACCAACUCCUUUCAGAAAAUCGAGGAUGAUGCAGAUGUUGAGUGGAAGUUUGCCCGGUCAAAGCUGUACCUCAGUUACUUCAGAGAAGGCCUCACCAUGCCUGUGCCGUUCAACAUCAUCAUCUCACCCAAAGCUGUCUUUUAUAUCUUGAGGGGUAUCUUUAGACGACUCUGCUGCUGCUGCACUUGUAACUCUGAGAAGAACUACCCGCCUAUAGCCUCUAUGGUAAGUGGUGGUAGCGGAUCUGAUGACCAGUUACCUUACCGGCAGCAGGUGAUCAGAGCUCUGGUGCAACGCUACAUUGAGUCAGCACGCAGGGAGUUUGAGGAAACCAAGAGGAAAGAUAUCGGUAAUCGGAUCACAGAGCUGAGCAAAGCAGUCUCCAGGAUGCACAGUGAUAUGAAAAUGUUCCCGCAGCUUCUGAUGACGGAUGAUGGACAUGGUGGAAAUGAUGCAUUGCACAAAGACGGAUCCUCUAUACUGGGGAAAUACAUCAUUGGUGCCAAGAACAAUUUCAGAGGUUUUCACAGCAGUAAGGAAGACAAAAAUGUACCACUGCAAGUAACAGUGCACCAUGGAGAGGAAGGGGUGAAUAAAGAAAAGGUUGCAGAUGCAGAGUCAGACACACAGCAGAAUCAGGUGGCUGGAGGUGAAACAGAGGAUUUAAAGCAGGUAACAGACUGUGAUGUGGUGAAAAUGGAGGAAGGCAGAGCUAAAGCAGAGCUAGGAGAUAAGACGGAAACUGAGAGGAAAGAGAAGGAGGAGGAGGCCAAGACUGAAAAUACUGACAAUGAAGUGAAAGAGGAGGUGGUAGCAGGAACAAGUUUUAAUAACGUAGAAGAAAAGGUCAAAUCAACACAGGAUGAGUCAGAUAAAAAAAAGGAAGGAGAGGCGCUCACGGGGGCGAAGGUUGGUGAAAAACACACAGAGACGACCCCAGACCAAGCUAAAAACAUCAGCAGUGAAAAGACAGACACAGAGAGUGUGUUAAACAAAUUCAAAGACAUCGAGCUGCAAGAAAGAAAACAGCCUAAAUGGAUGAAGGGCAAACAAUUUGAGCAAAAUGCAGCAGAGAAGUCUGGUGUCAGGGAGAGCAACGAGAAACCUGGAGGCAAGAAAAUCAUUCCCUCGCCAACAGGCAGCGCAAGCUCCCAGGACACGGGCUUUGGAUCCCAAGAAGGGGAGGGAUCAAUUGAUGGGAUCCUAGUGAGACCCUAACUUUGACAUUUUUGGCCCUUGCAGGUCACCUUAUCCAAUAUCUGAUAAGAGAGUUUGUGCUAGUGCUGCACAGUUAAUCACUGACAGAUAAUUAGUGAUGUCUGUCGCUUAGUCCACUAAAAACUUUGGUCCAAAGCAACAUAUUUCAACAGCUACAGACCAGACUGACACAUUUUUGCCUCCUGUUGACCUCUUGUCUGUAGAUCCAUGACAAAGCGUCUUAAAAAACAUGUCACAGUCUAAUCAACCUGUUGUCAUUUGCUGAGCGCACAUUAAUAUUCAGAGGUUAUAAUGAAUAUUGCAAUCUCUUUUCAGUCU